This is a messenger RNA of Colletotrichum truncatum, 309 nucleotides long. The record is from RefSeq and is a predicted model, not a curated record. Lineage: Eukaryota; Fungi; Ascomycota; Sordariomycetes; Glomerellales; Glomerellaceae.
AUGGUUGUUUCAGUGUUUCCGUUUCACGACGUUGUCCACUUUGCCCGUCGGGGGAGAAGGGGGGCUGCGCUCACGCAACACGUCGAUCAACAUCGCCGAACCCAGUUAAUUGAAACCGUCUGGUUCGUCAUUUGGCAGUUUUGUACGGAGAUGAACAUCCGCAGUCCAUGCAACCCUUUAGCCAAGACAGAACCAGAUUCAAGGUCUAGAUGGUCUCUCUCUUUUAUUUUUUUUUUGGCCGAAUUCCCCCCCUAUUUGGCUUGUUCGCGUGUCCGCGUAUUCUCGGCCCAUGGGAUUUCUUUUCUGUAA